AUGCCAAUUCGCUAUCUUCCACUUGAUCCCACCCAACGAGCCCAUCAAGUAUGCCGAUCUCGCAGCAGCAGCCAAAGUGCCCGAGCAGUGACUCAAAAGUAUCAUCCGCAUGGCCAUGACAAACUCCCUAUUCCGCGAGCAACCGGAUGGCAAAGUGUCGCUCACUCGGCGACAUCCGCGCUGCUGGCGCACAAUGAAGAUGUCCACGCAUAUGCGCUGUACAUGUCUUCGCGGACCGCGCGCUGCGCCCAACAGAUGGCCCCAGCGCAUCAGAAAUGGGGAGCCGACAGCACGCGCACCAACGAGACGGCUUUCAAUCUGGCGUAUAACACCGACUUACCCUUUUUCGAGUAUCUGUCGGGCAAGGAAGACUUCAUGACGGAUUUCGCGCAGUAUAUGCGAAACGUGAGGAAGUAG
Messenger RNA from Penicillium egyptiacum, 417 nucleotides. The record is from the annotation of a GenBank genome assembly. Lineage: Eukaryota; Fungi; Ascomycota; Eurotiomycetes; Eurotiales; Aspergillaceae.